AUGCGAGUCCUACCGAAAGGGCCUGGGAGAUCCCGCCCGUCAUUCCUUCUCCUGCUAUUUUUGCUCAUUGCCUUUGCUGCUCAAGUGCAUGCCAUCCCCGCGGAUGAUACAUCAACGGACACGGAUGCCGCCCAGACCACCGACGAUCCCUCCACACAAAGCACCUCUAGCGUGAGCGAGACCACUGCGACAACAUCUUCCUCGACAUCCACUUCGACGUCAAGCACUACCAGUACCACCUCAUCCUCCUUCGAAACCACAACCUCAACCUCAACUAUGGAUACAACCACCAGCUCCUCUACUGAGACCUCGUCAACCUCGUCAACCACAACGUCCGACGGCAGCACAUCAACAUCAUCGGUCUCCACGACAACCACAUCAUCAACAACAUCUUCCUCCACAACCAAUGCUGCAAUAGUGACCAUACCCCCAACAGCAAAUGCUCCCUACAUGCAAGAGAGCAGUGCUCCUGAAGGAACGGUCUUCAUCGCUGUCGGCGCGGCUUUAGGCCUCAUCGGCCUCACUUUGCUCGCCUGGCGCGCAAUGGUCGCAUGGUCCGUGAACCGUUCCGUGCGGCGCGCAGCCAUGAAGCAUGCCUCAGACAACAAGCGUAUGCUUCGCAAUAGCAGGAAAAAGCGCUCGACCCCUUAUUCGGCCCUCCCGACGGACGUCUCUCUCGGAAAACUCGGUGCUGCAACUCGCGCAAGCUACAAACCUCGUGCGGCAAGCGGCAAUAGCGGUCUGUUUUUCUCGCCCACAGCCGGUGGUCCUACUGGCUCGCAUGGUAACAUGAAUGCUGCCGGUAAUUCUGGAAACCGCGGGUCAACCUAUCUGCCCGCCGGAUAUUACAACGCUGCCGGCAAUUCCAAUCCCGCAGGCGAAGUCCCGUACUCACCUACUGCUGGCCUGUCGUCUCCUUCCUUGCCUCCGGCUGGCGCAUACCAUGACUCGCAUCGUCAGUCGUAUGCCGGUGCUUCAACCAGUUCGCUCAAUUUGAACCAGGCACCCCAAGGUCGGGCGCCUAGCGCAUACUUGGAGGAUCUGUUCGAAAAUCAUAAUCAAUCUGGGCAUUCCGGUUCGGGCCAGGGCCGGAGAUGA
This is a messenger RNA of Penicillium salamii, 1098 nucleotides long. Lineage: Eukaryota; Fungi; Ascomycota; Eurotiomycetes; Eurotiales; Aspergillaceae. The record is from the annotation of a GenBank genome assembly.